GUGAAACCAACUAUCAGACAAACCUUAAGCUUCCAGAUAGGUCAACAUAAUUAACAUCCAAAUGCUAAUGUAUGGUGAACAUGGCCCAUGAUGAUGUCAUGGAGCACACAGGUCCUGCCCUCUGCCACUGUUAUAAAGGAGGACUCUCAGAGGCGCAGUGCUAAACCUGGACUUGCAGAAGGAGUGAAGUGGGUGAGAACAGGAAGCUUAUGUGGGUCAGCUACACAUCAUGGGGAGCUGGUGCGUGUACGUCUUCUGUACACUACUAUGUGCCGCUGGACUACUUUACAGCCAUGGUCUUGUCGAAACAGAGGAAUACAAAACUAAAUAUUCAACUUAUUUCACAGCGACAGAUAAGGGCAAAGAAAAGCAACUGAUCAGUGAUUUACAUGGGGUUUUGGAAAGACUUCAGAAUAAUCCAUUUCCAGCGCUUAAAAAAAAGCAUGGCUAUCUGCCUAUGUGUGACCCAGGAGACCAGUGUGCUCUGAGGAAAGGCUCCAGGAUUGGAAAACUGUGCGACUGUGCUCUGCCGAGAACAUGCAACUCUUUUCUACAUCGUUGCUUGUGAUUCCUGUUUACAUAUCUUAAAAAACAAAACAUAUAUUAUUAGUAUAUAUAUAAUAUUUAUAGGCUUUUAUGAAAUUGAUGUCUGUAUUCAAGUAUUAUUUUGUGUCUUUUUAAU
Sphaeramia orbicularis (orbiculate cardinalfish) is the source of this 682-nucleotide messenger RNA. RefSeq names its product cocaine- and amphetamine-regulated transcript protein-like. The record is from RefSeq and is a predicted model, not a curated record. Lineage: Eukaryota; Metazoa; Chordata; Actinopteri; Kurtiformes; Apogonidae. Bases 230 to 568 code for a protein of 112 amino acids. Gene Ontology annotation, biological process: positive regulation of MAPK cascade; negative regulation of appetite; G protein-coupled receptor signaling pathway. Gene Ontology annotation, molecular function: neuropeptide hormone activity. The transcript has 3 exons.